GUGUCUCGUCUUCGUCGACCGGAAUCAACACAAAACAUAAGUUGCGUUUGUUUCGGACGCUUCACAAACUUGCGCGCUCGCCGUAAACUGGUGUACAGAAGUCAAUUAAUCAACAGCAAACUUUUAAUAACAUAAAAGUGUACCCAAAAAUAAUGUAGAGUGUAUAUUUGGUGAAAAAAAGACUCAAAACUCCCCAUUUCCUCGAAGUACCACCGCAUUUCAGCUUCAAAGAGACGUACAAGAUGACUGAUUGAGAACGCUACAAAUUUCCCUUGGAUAAGGGAUGCAUCAGCAUGGACGGUUUUCGAGUUAUUUGCACCAUUCUCGUCACUGUUUUGGCAACCAGGAUAUCGACAACUGGAGCUGACCGCGAACGUAUGGUGACCAAAGCUGACUUAAUAACAGUUCCGAUUAACUUCGAUACCAGUAUUGUAUGCACGAUGAAUAUAAUUCCGGAUAAUUUUCAAUGGAAGUUUUAUCCAUUAAGUCGAAAACAGGCUUCAAAUCCUAAAGCUCACAUUAGUUUGACUCAUUCACAUUAUGAGUUUGUUGAUGCGAACAAAUACGAGAAUACACUUUCAAAAAAAACAUCGACGCUUAAUCUUCAAGCCAAAUCCGAUGAUAUUGCAGGGGAUUAUCAAUGUUUGGCUUACUAUGGCGCUUCAGUUGUUGCAUCAAUCCCUUGGAGACUGACUAUAGCAAAUAUUAGCGAAUUUCCCCCGCAAGAAAAAAUCGAGGUGACUGUACUACCCGGCAAUACGAUUAACUGGAGGUGCGAUCCACCUGAAGCUAAUCCCGAACCUUAUUUAGACUACCACAAAAACGGAAUUUAUGUACCGCCAUUUGUAAGAGUCAUGACGAAAUCCCUGAUAAUCCCAAAUGUUACAACUGACAAUUCCGGCAGUUACACCUGCAAAUCCGGUAAUGUUUGUAAUGAUAAGGUUUCUUCCGUUUUAUUCAAUUUGAAAGUCGAUAAAAGGGCACCUCGUGAGCCCCCAAAAUUUAUAAUCCGGCCUAAAAGUGUCUACAAUGUGACCAAAGGGGAUAAGGUCCUCCUGGAAUGUUCAGCUGUUGGAAACCCAAUCCCUCAAGUCGUUUGGAGGAAAACAACAGGAAUAAUCCCUGAAGGUCGCAGCGAGUUGAUAGCCGGUGGUUUGAUUAUCAAAAACAUUUCUGAAAGUGAUGACGGAAUCUACGAGUGUACCCUUAGCAAUUCCCUUGGGAAAAUCGUACAUUCAAUCACUUUGAACUACAAUGACGCUCCGAGUAUUAAUUGUCUACAAGAUUCGAUUGAUGUCAUCCAAGGUGAAAAUUUGGACCUUGAAUGUACAGUAACUGGGACCCCUGAACCGGAAAUAACGUGGUUCCUGAAUGGUUUUGUCACAAAAGAUAACAAAAUAAUCACGGAAGGAAACAAGAUUUUUUUCAAACCGACUGAAAAACGACACGCCGGAAAUUUACAGAUUUUCGCCCGAAACAUUGUUGGAACUGUCUACAGUAGUAUUUUCAUCAAAGUCAUUCCAUUGAUGUCCACAACCCAAGACAAUGUCAGCGGAAAGCCUGUUCAACCGGCUCGGACACAUCGACCCAACUCGCGCAAAUUCAACAAACAUGCAAAAAUUUAUCCACCUUCUAAGCCCAACAUCACUGGGAUUAGCGAUGAGGCUGUAGUUUUACGCUGGACCGUUCAGAAUAAGGGCCUCCCAAUUCAAUUUUUCAAAGUCCAGUACAAGGAUUUUGGGCCUGCGGACCAACAUGACCACCACAGUAAAAGCAAAGGCUCGAAAUGGAACACAGAUAAUCCCGAAAUUGAUUCACAUAUCAGAAGUUACCAAGUGAAUAACUUAAAACCAGAUCACGUUUAUAAAUUUCGAAUCGCUGCCGUUUAUAGUAAUAGUGACAAUAAGAAUAGCCCGAAUUCCGACAAGUUUCAUUUGAGGAAAUUAGAUUUUGACAAGCGGAAUCCAUUGCCGGUUCCUCUGAUCACCAAGACUGAAAGCAUCAACUCGACGGCGGUUAAAAUCUAUUGGAAGUGUGAUCCUUCGACUAAUAUUACAAUUGACGGAUUUUUCGUUAAUUAUAACUCCGCUAGCAGUGCUGGUGAUUAUACAAAGGCUACAGUCGACGGUCCUCAAACAAAUUCUUUCAUUUUGUCACAUCUACAACCUGAUACUGUAUACGAUAUAAAAUUGCAAAGUUUCAACUCGAAAUCGGCGAGCGAUUUUAGCUCAAUAAUGAAAGCCAAGACUCUUGGUUUAACCUCGACGACGCCUUCACCUCGAGAAUCACCUCCGGCGUCGUCAAACACCGAAACUGCCGGGAUUAGCAAAUUAUACGUAUUUAUAGCAACGGGAGUGUUGGGCGCUUGCGUUGUUUUGUUCGCCGCAAUCGGAUUGUUAUUAUUUUGCCGGAAACAAUCCAAGCAGAAGAAAGCUGGUACAAGAGGUGAUCGUGAUAAAGCCUGUGAUGACCAUCACCACAUCCAAGCCGACGCUACCGAGUACGUCGUGAGCCCCAAAGGUGCCCCCCGAACGAACGGUUGUGUCUCCCCAAAUCGGAUCACAAUCACCGCAAAUCCUUUGGCGGAUGCCGACAACAAGGUGAGGUCGUCCACGUGGUUUAGUGUCGUCUCCAUAAACACCAUUUUCCCGAAUCUUAAUCAGAACAUGAUUGAAAUGUCCUGUUUGUCGUCACAAAACAACAACUGUUCAACUGGCCAACCCUCGGUCAGUGGAGAAGAUUCGCCCACGAACUCCGGAGAUAAAAAAAAUAAAAAUAGAGAAAAACGCAUUAGAAAUAAACACAACGUUGAUUCGAAUACGGCCGGCGAAAAUUAUGUGUAGUGGAAUUACGUGAAAAAAACUUUUUUAAUGCCUUAAUAUAAGACUGAUUACGUAAACAGUGCCUUCUUUAAGGUCAAUUAGCAUGAUGUCAAUUAGAUUUUUUUAAAAGAAUGAUAACUUGCCUCAGUGUAUAUAGAAAAAUUUUGUACAUAUUUUUAUUCGAUAAAAGGAUAAUGUCAUUUGAGUGAUCUGUUUUAAUUAUUUAACUUAUUUUUUGUACUUAUUAAUUACUAAGUAGUUCAUUAAAUGAUUAUUUAUUAAUUUCCAGUAUUAAUAACAAACUUUGGCAGCUAAAAUGUAUCUAACACUUAAAAUAUUUUGUAGAGAUUACUAAAAUUGGCACACAUUAAACAUUCGAUAACAUUAAAAGACAAGAAUAAUAUUUAUUAACUAAUUAGGCGUGUGAUGUGUGCCAUGAAAACAACCCGUUAAUGACACUAUAGGUCACGAUAAAAGAGUAAAGUUUAUAUGAUUUAUAUAAAGAGCUACCAAAUCAAAUAUGAAUUUUUGUAAAUAUAUUUGUAGAAGCAAUUACAGCUCUCCUCUGAUUAUAUCCAUUGCCCUACAGCUUGCCAGUCACACUUAUCUUGUAACAGUACAAAUGCAGAUUUCCCUUCGCUAUUUUUUACAUUUCUUCAGCUUUUAUACACGUAGUUUGUACUUCAACGAAUAAUAAAUAAUCAUCUUUGUA
Molecule: messenger RNA, 3534 nt
Organism: Tribolium madens (black flour beetle)
Lineage: Eukaryota; Metazoa; Arthropoda; Insecta; Coleoptera; Tenebrionidae
Product: interference hedgehog-like
Exons: 8
Coding region: 294-2843 (849 amino acids)
Biological process (GO): axon guidance; cell-cell adhesion
Cellular component (GO): plasma membrane; axon
Molecular function (GO): protein binding
Source: RefSeq, a predicted model, not a curated record